Amaranthus tricolor (Joseph's coat) is the source of this 1341-nucleotide messenger RNA. RefSeq lists its product as uncharacterized. The transcript is spliced from 6 exons. The record is from RefSeq and is a predicted model, not a curated record. Lineage: Eukaryota; Viridiplantae; Streptophyta; Magnoliopsida; Caryophyllales; Amaranthaceae. The coding region runs from base 1 to 1341 and encodes 446 amino acids.
AUGGUCAAAAUUCAAAAACAUAUUGAAAGUGAUCGUUAUAACAACUUGGAACAUAUGUACAAGCGAGCGUCUCAAAUAAGGAAUAUCUUGAGGAAGGAGAAGGAAAGAGAGAAAAGUAAUAUCCCCGAGAAGAGAAAAGAAGGUAUUGGUCAGGCAUCAGGGACUCCAGCAGGUUUUUAUCAAAAGAAAGCCAGAAAUUUUAGCAAUUUUCAAGAAGGUGGGUCUGGGGCAAAUGCGAGCUUUAGGGGAGAAGCUAAGCCAGCAAAGCCAUUACUGGAUCAGAUGGCAAUGAGAGGAAUUACUUCUGUAGGAGAUGCAAGAAAAACCAUCCGGGAAAAGAUUGUGACGGAAAUCUGGUUGAGUGGGGUAGAAGUCAACAGCCGGGUGGGCAGCACAGGAAAUAGAAUUCAAACAACGCCGGCAGUCAAGUCAACCGAUAGUACGGGAAUGAAAAUCGUGGCAAUGCUGCUGGCUAAUGGAAUAGUAUCUGCGGUCAGUGCAAGGGAAACUAAGCAGGCGACGGAUGUGGUUACAGAUAUGGAAGGCUUAGAGGUAAUUUUGGAGAUGGAUUGGUUAGGAAGAUAUAAAGCCAUUAUUGAAUGUAAAGAGCAGAAAGUAUUGUUGGAAGGACCACGAGGGGAAAACGUUAGAUAUAGGAAGUUUUCCAAGGGGCCCAAAACAAAUUUGGUGUCGACCUUAGAUUUCCAAGAGGGAAAGAAGGAGGAGGAUCCCAAGGAUAUUGCUGUAGUGAAUGAAUUUUUGGAAGUUUUUUAUGACGAGAUUCCCGGUAUGCCACCUCAACGGGAGAUUGACUUCACGAUAGACUUGGUACCUGGGACGGGACCGAUUUCUAAGGCCCCUUAUCGUAUGGCUCCGAAGAAGAUGGAGAAAUUAAAGUCUCAGCUUGAAGAAUUGUUGGAUAAGGGUUAUGUUCGACCCAGUGUUUCACCUUGGGGCGCUCCAGUUUUGUUUUUGAGGAAGAAAGAUGGUAGUUUGAGAUUAUGCAUUGACUACAGAGAGUUAAACAAGGACCGGGAUGAACACGAGGAACAUCUAUGUUUGCAAACUCUGCGAGAAAACACGUUGUACGCAAAAUUGUCAAAGUGUGAGUUUUGGUUGGAAAAGGUAUCAUUUUUGGGUCAUUUUGUUUCUAAAGAGGGUAUUUCGGUGGAUCCAGCGAAAGUAGAGGUAGUUCAAAGCUGGUCGUCACCAAAGAAUGUCACCAAAGUACGAAGUUUCUUAGGCUUGGCUGGGUAUUACCGUCGUUUUGUCAAAGAUUUCUCACGAAUUGCUCCGCCUAUGACUUCGUUGAUGAAGAAAGAAGAAGUUCGAGUAGACUAA